Molecule: messenger RNA, 1539 nt
Organism: Choloepus didactylus (southern two-toed sloth)
Lineage: Eukaryota; Metazoa; Chordata; Mammalia; Pilosa; Megalonychidae
Product: low molecular weight phosphotyrosine protein phosphatase-like
Exons: 1
Coding region: 133-609 (158 amino acids)
Biological process (GO): protein dephosphorylation
Cellular component (GO): cytoplasm
Molecular function (GO): acid phosphatase activity; non-membrane spanning protein tyrosine phosphatase activity
Source: RefSeq, a predicted model, not a curated record
UGAAGGCGUGACUCUUCUCCUUUGAAUGUACUUGGUACCCUUGUCAAAAAUCAAGGCCAUAGGCACCGUGCUCACAUCAGAUUCUAGCAGGUCAUUCUGUCUCACUCUCUGCCUCUCUUUGCUCUUGAGAAGAUGACAGUGCAGCCGCCCAAGUCGGUGCUCUUUGUAUAUUUGGGAAACAUUUGUCGAUCACCUAUUGCAGAAGCAGUUUUCAGAAAACUUGUAACUGAUCAAAAUAUUUCAGAUAAUUGGAUCGUUGACAGUGGUGCCGUUUCUGACUGGAACGUGGGCCAGUCACCAGAUCCAAGAGCUGUAAGCUGCCUAAGAAAUCAUGAAAUUAAAACAGCCCACAAAGCAAGACAGGUCACCAAAAAAGAUUUUGCCACACUUGAUUAUACACUAUGUAUGGAUGAAAGCAAUCUGAGAGAUUUGAAUAGAAAAGGUAGAGAAGUUAAAAACUGCAAAGCAAAAAUUGAACUACUUGGGAGCUAUGAUCCACAAAAACAACUUACUGUUGAAGAUCCCUGUUAUGGGAAUGACUCCGACUUUGAGACUGUUUACCAGCAAUGUGUUAGGUGCUGCAAAGCAUUUUUGGAGAAGUCACAGUAAAGCUGCAUCCAUUCACUGCUGAAAGCCAACAAUGAUUAUCAUCUUUCCAGUGAUGUUCAAGGUUUUUCAGACAAUCAGUGUGUUAAAAGGGUAAUGCUUCAUAGCUCAAGGCCACAACUUUUUUUCCAAUUGACUUAUUGUUUUUUAUCUUAAAAAUGAAUUGUAGAUGGAAAUCAACGUUGUGUUUGGCAGAAGAAUUAAUAAAAGUCUUUGAUUAAGACAGUUUUUGGGGUUCAUUAAAUUUUCUUAAAUAAAUUGGACCACUUAUCUUGCCCAAAUUACGAAAAUAGUAUAACGAAAUAGUAGAACCACAAAAUAUAAGGUUUUGUGUGUGUUUUGUAACAAUCAUUUCUUUCCAGUGUUUAACCUUAAGGUACUAAUGCAGUGAUGGAUAGCAUUCUAAUAUGCUUAAUUAUGAUCUUAAUAAGUAAUUAAACAUCAUUUCCAGGCCCAAGUUGAUAUCUGAGCCCAUUGAGACUGUUAAAUAAUCUACCUCUUUAUUUAAAGUCGGUAGGUAUAACUUGAUGGACAAAUGUCCUGCAUUCACCUACACUACCUCUUUUUACCCCAGGGCCUUUUAUUGAAUUAGAUAUCCCUAGUCAUUGGAGUUCACAAUCUUGAUUGGAAGUAUUUUGAUUGACUCAUACCAAGAGUGCACUUUUGUAUGUUAGAAGGAUAGGAAAGAGAUUGAUUUAUGGAAUAAAUCUCUAGCAUUAUUCUUAAUUUUUGUUUAUCUAGUUUAUUUCAUGAGGAAGUCACGUUUUUGCUCCCAUUUGAACCACCUUGCCUCUGACAAUGUAUAUCCAGAAAGGACACUGUAUGCUGUUUCAUCUUAUGCUCACAUUGACAAAUGUGUUUGUUUUAUAUGCACAUAUAACCCAAAUGUCACAUAUUACAUAUUGGUUUACAUGGGAAAAAAUAGUUUAAAAA